CGUUGCCUGUUCUUCAGAAGUGUGGAUCAUCCACACAAGAAAGCGGCCGAUUCGCCCACACACCCCUGGAUCAUUGUGACAAUGAGGAGAAAGUUCUAAGAGCAUAGUUAACGGUGGCAGCAUUCUUCUUUUGGCCGAGUUGUGAGCUCCUCUUCCCUGUAACUUGUGUAAAAUGCGGCUGAUCUUACGAUCCCGGAGCCAGCGCCUCGCAAGAACCAUCAAUCCCCUUCUUGGAGCUCGUGAAAAUCAGCCCUCCAUCGCAGUGAGCGAUCAAUCCACGCUCUGGCGCUAUCUUUCUUCCUCAAACCCUAAUCCAAAUAUUUUCCCUCUAGAAUGAGAACGCUCCAGGUCUUGCGGGCGGGGACGAUACCCUACAAUCGAGCUCUGGCACUUCAGCGCAAUCUCCACGAGCAGCGGCGCAGUGGCGGCAUCGAUGACACGCUCGUCCUGGCGCAGCAUCCUCCCACGAUCACGCUCGGCCGCCAUACCCUAAGCCGCCACAGCCUCUCCGACGCCAUUCUCACGCCCCAAUCCGAGCUCCAGCGCCUCCAGAUCGAGGUCCACCAGACGCAUCGCGGCGGCGAUGCCACAUUCCACGGCCCCGGCCAGCCGAUUCUCUACCCUAUCGUCUCGCUCCGGGCGCUGGGGAUUGGAAUCCGGCUCUUUGUCGAGCGGCUGGAAGAUCUCAUGCUGGAAGUGGCGAGGGAUUACAAGCUCCAGGCCGGAAGAAUCCCUUCCCAGACAGGCUGCUGGAUCGAUCAGCGACGGAAGAUUGGCGCGCUGGGGAUCAGCGCUCCCCAGGGCGUGACGAUGCACGGCCUGGCAUUCAAUGCCAACACCGAUCUGGAUGGAUUUAAGCACAUCGUCCCGUGUGGAAUCCUGGACAAGGAGGUCACGUCGCUCGCUCGAGAGCUCGGGCAGGAGAGAGUGGAUGAAAAACUAGUGGAAGAACAGCUCCUCCAAAGCUUCGUUCGUCUUAUGGGCUACGAGAGAGUGGUUUCUACUGAAAACCUUGGGGAAGGGAUUCGAACCGGGGACGUCCUCUAGCUUACAUAAA
This is a messenger RNA of Selaginella moellendorffii, 1057 nucleotides long. RefSeq names its product octanoyltransferase. Gene Ontology annotation, biological process: protein lipoylation. The record is from RefSeq and is a predicted model, not a curated record. The transcript has a single exon. NCBI's taxonomy places the organism in Eukaryota, Viridiplantae, Streptophyta, Lycopodiopsida, Selaginellales, Selaginellaceae. The coding region runs from base 334 to 1047 and encodes 237 amino acids. Gene Ontology annotation, cellular component: mitochondrion. Gene Ontology annotation, molecular function: lipoyl(octanoyl) transferase activity.